GUCACGUGGUGGACGCGACGCGCUAGAUGGCUAAAAAUAUCCUCAUAAUCAUUGUUGAUUGAUCCAGCACGUGCCAAUCUAUGCGCACACAUAUAAGUAGGGAUCGCGUUUAGUUUCUGGACUUACGGACAACACCCAUCUUCCCUGUCAAACCUCACUUACUUUCCAAAUGGCUCGUACCAAGCAGACCGCCCGCAAGUCCACUGGAGGCAAAGCCCCCCGUAAACAGCUCGCAUCCAAAGCAGCUCGCAAGACCGCCGCUGUCCCCGCAGGAGGGGUCAAGAAGCCUCAUCGCUUCCGCCCUGGUACCGUUGCCCUGCGUGAAAUCCGUCGCUACCAGAAGUCCACGGAGCUCCUUAUCCGCAAGCUCCCCUUCCAACGUCUCGUACGUGAGAUUGCACAGGAUUUCAAGACCGACCUCCGCUUCCAAUCCUCUGCCGUCAUGGCACUUCAAGAAGCCGCUGAGGCUUACCUCGUCUCGUUGUUCGAAGAUACCAAUCUCGCCGCUAUCCACGCCAAGCGUGUCACUAUCCAACCUAAAGACCUUGCGCUUGCUAGGCGUCUCCGGGGAGAGCGAUCAUAAGUUAUUGACUGAGUAACACUUGGAGUAAUAAGUAUAGCGCGUUGUAUUAGUGUUUUAAUGGAGUUCUGUACGAAUGAUACCUUCUGUCUUCCGAGUUUAUUUUAAUUUUAUCUCGGACACCCGUCAGCAACAU
This is a messenger RNA of Suillus paluster, 716 nucleotides long. Its product is annotated as histone H3. NCBI's taxonomy places the organism in Eukaryota, Fungi, Basidiomycota, Agaricomycetes, Boletales, Suillaceae. The record is from RefSeq and is a predicted model, not a curated record. Gene Ontology annotation, molecular function: structural constituent of chromatin; protein heterodimerization activity; DNA binding. The transcript has 4 exons. The coding region runs from base 170 to 583 and encodes 137 amino acids. Gene Ontology annotation, cellular component: nucleosome.